Messenger RNA from Cucurbitaria berberidis CBS 394.84, 417 nucleotides. RefSeq lists its product as uncharacterized. The transcript has a single exon. The record is from RefSeq and is a predicted model, not a curated record. NCBI's taxonomy places the organism in Eukaryota, Fungi, Ascomycota, Dothideomycetes, Pleosporales, Cucurbitariaceae. The coding region runs from base 138 to 383 and encodes 81 amino acids.
UGGGUGAAGCGUUGCAUAUAAGAGCACAUUCCUGCUUGCUAGAGCAGUCCAUUUCCAAUGGCUUGCAUCGUCACAACUGAGGCAUAGUGAGGCGCAAUUCCUUUUCUAAACCUUCUCAUUAGUAGAAGGUUUUUUUAAUGCUCGAGAUCUUGGUCAAGUUGAACAAUUUCCUCUCCUCCUGUGUGACUGUGAAGUAUUUAUACCAGGGGGUCGUUUUAAGGAGAAACACCAUCCAUUUCAACGAAGCAUUACUCGUCUUGUGGAUUUUCUUCUUCCUCCCCGCUUCUAUGUCCUCAACAUCUUCUAUAUCCUCAACACGUCAUGUCUAUCAACUACCUGCAAAAUUAUUCCCCAAAUACAAAGCGGUGUUGAGAAAGAGGUAGGUGAGCUCGUUAGCUCGUCAUCUAGCUUUCAACG